CAUCUUCUUGUGGUAAGGCGAUCGAAGCGGCUUUCGGCUUUUACGCAUUGGGUUCGUCGAGGCGUUCAGCCCUAGAAUUCUCUCUCAUAAUUCUACUAACUAUUUCUUCGAUAUUCUUACUCUGAUCAUCUCCAUCAGUAUAUUAGAACAAUUGCUCUUCUUUUCCCUUUCUCUUUCGAUUUAGGGUUUGGGCCUUUUUCUUCUUUUCGUAUUCUUUAAUUUCGCUGUUUAAGUUUCUGCGGCUUUACUCGAACGGUCUAUCGAUUAAUCCCUACUUCGGACACUGUCCGUUAACGUUCGUGCAAAAUGUCUGAUUUAGUGAUCAAGGUGAAGUAUGGUGAUACACUUAGACGCUUUUCUCUGGAUGUCAAAGAAGAUGGCUCUGUUGAUCUCAACAUGGCCCUUUUGAGAGUGAAGAUCCUUGGCCUCUUUAAGUUUGCUCCUGAUGCUGAUCUUAGCCUCACAUAUAUCGAUGAAGACAAAGAUGUUGUAACGCUUGUCGAUGAUGAUGACCUGCAUGAUGCCAUUAAGCAGUGCCUCAAUCCACUGAGAAUAAAUGUAUUGCUGAAUAGUCCUAGAGCUGGAAGAUAUGACACAAGAUCUACUGGUAGUUCAACUCCCAUGAGAUCACCUCGCAUCCAGGUUCCUUCAUUCUCACACAUCAAUUCUGGUGUUACUGAAGUCCUCAAAUCUCUUCCAGAGCCAUUCUGUGAUGCACUCUCAAAACUCUCAAAUGAUUUGGCUGCAAAGGCUGCAUCCUCCACUCCAGUACUGACUGAGCUUGUUGAGUGUUUGACUAAAUUAGGACUCAACCCCAGUAGUUCAGUUUCCCAGUGUAAUGAUGGUGCAAUUUCAACUAUCCUGGGUGGGGCUCCUGAGAACCCAGUUGGCCUCAAAGUGACUGAAGGUCCAGAAUCUUCAAAAGAAUCAGCACAUGUUCAGUAUGCUAUUACUGCCAAUGCAACAUCAGCAGAUGAUAAAAAAGAGUGUGACAGUAGUAAUGAUAACAGGGGUGUGAGGGUGACCUCAUACCCUAAACCUGCUACUUCUGUGGUUGAUCUUAACCUGGAUCCCAGAGAUUCUAUAGCACCAAUAUUUUCUGCUACCAAUUUCACUGUUCCUACAGCUUUCAGACUCAAUGAUAUCAGUGUCAAUGAAAAGGACAUCCAGAAACAGCCAUCACAAGCAUCAAACACAGCCAAGCUGCCCUUCUCAGCAAUUAAUGAUGGAACCAGUGUCUUAGGUGGAUGUAGCAACAAGCAAUUUCCCACUGAGUUUGAGUAUCCUUCCUUAUUACAGGUUGGUUUCAAGCCCCAGAGCAAAUGUCCAUUCAGUGGGCAGACUGUUGAAGAUUCCUCUGGUGUUGUGCCUCCUGGUGGGUACAAUCGUUUCCACCCUUCAAAAAGGAGCUACAACCACUCAGAUAGCAUGGGCAGAGUAUUCCACAAGGGAGUUAGGUGCGAUGGUUGUGGGGUGCAUCCAAUAACAGGCCCCCGGUUUAAGUCGAAAGUGAAAGAAAAUUAUGACCUCUGCAGCAUCUGCUACUCAGAAACGGGCAACGAGGCUGAAUAUAUUAGAAUGGACCGUCCAAUACCAUACCGGUCUCACCGGUUGUUUAAAGAGUUAUAUGAUACUCGUCAUCAGUUUCCAACCCCAUUACUACCACCCAUGCUGCAAGGUGGUGGAACAAAACCAUGGCGACCAAGGCUUGAUAGUCGUUUCAUUCAAGAUGUGAAUGUCGUCGAUGGAACCAUGAUGGCCCCAGAAACCCCAUUUACUAAGAUAUGGCGGAUGCAGAACAAUGGUACUACUGUGUGGCCCUGUGGAACACAACUCGUGUGGAUUGGAGGGGACAAUUUCUCUCACAAAGAUUCUGUGGAGUUCGAGAUUCCAGCGGAUGGCUUCCCUGUGGACAAAGAAAUAGAUAUUGCUGUUGAUUUUAAGGCUCCUCAGCUCCCCGGUCGUUAUUUGUCAUAUUGGAGGAUGGCAUCACCCUCAGGCCAAAAGUUUGGGCAGCGAGUGUGGAUCAUCAUCCAGGUUGAUGGUUCCCUUGAGGACUCCACUGCUAGUAGUUUGCAUGGCUUGAACUUGAACUUGCCCCCUGAGAGCAAUGGGGCAAAAGGCCCUGAGAUUAUUGAUGUGAAUAUCGAGCCUGCAGAUAGUAGCCAUCUAGAGUCUGUCUGCUCUAACAUGGGGAAGGAAUUGGUAAAGCCUGCCAUAGACGAAUCCCCAAGAAAAGAUCGAGCACUUGAGUUCCCUGUAAAUGACAGCUUACUUGUUGGCAGCGGUGUUUCUGUUCCUGUCAUUCCAGGAGCACCUGCUUCAGUAUCAUAUCCAAUGAUUGAUCUCUCCGAAGGGCCUUCUGAACCUUCUCCAGUGAUGGCUAUGGAUACAUCAGUUGAAGAGACCAACACUAAUGUUGUUGAGCAAACCCUCCUGAAGGAGCUUGAAGAGAUGGGUUUCAAACAGAGUGACUUGAACAAGGAAAUCUUGAGGAUGAAUGGGUAUAACUUGUGGCAGUCUGUUGAUGAUCUCUGUGAUGUUGCAGAGUGGGACCCAAUCCUUGGGGAGCUGCAAGAAAUGGGAUUCUGUGACAGAGAGGCAAAUAAGAAGUUGCUGAUUAAGAAUGGUGGAAGCAUCAAGCAAGUUGUCCUUGAUCUUAUUGCCGGAGAGGGAGCUUAGAAACAUCUCCACCUGCCUUAUGAUGUAGAUAUUAGUUAGUAGGGUAUAGUGAAUAUCUCCAUUGUUCAUGUUAAAAACUUGUAAUCUGAGUAUAUAUCUUAGGUGUUAUAGAUACUUUUAACU
Telopea speciosissima is the source of this 2805-nucleotide messenger RNA. Its product is annotated as protein JOKA2-like. The record is from RefSeq and is a predicted model, not a curated record. Bases 307 to 2682 code for a protein of 791 amino acids. Gene Ontology annotation, molecular function: protein binding; zinc ion binding. NCBI's taxonomy places the organism in Eukaryota, Viridiplantae, Streptophyta, Magnoliopsida, Proteales, Proteaceae. The transcript has 7 exons.